Notothenia coriiceps (black rockcod) is the source of this 1032-nucleotide messenger RNA. RefSeq names its product solute carrier family 35 member F1-like. NCBI's taxonomy places the organism in Eukaryota, Metazoa, Chordata, Actinopteri, Perciformes, Nototheniidae. Gene Ontology annotation, molecular function: transmembrane transporter activity. The record is from RefSeq and is a predicted model, not a curated record. The transcript has 2 exons. Gene Ontology annotation, cellular component: membrane. Gene Ontology annotation, biological process: transmembrane transport. The coding region runs from base 51 to 431 and encodes 126 amino acids.
UGUGUGUGUGUGUGUGUGUAGCCCUGUGGUUUGCAGUGUAUGCUCUGUGUAUGUACUCUCUGUACAGCUUCAUGCCGGUGGUGGUGAAGAUGACGAGUGCCACGGCGGUGAAUCUGUCUCUGCUCACCGCCGACCUGUUCAGCCUGUUCUGUGGACUCUUCCUCUUCCACUACAGCUUCUCCACGCUCUACAUCAUCUCCUUCGUGGUCAUCAUGGUGGGCUUCGUCAUGUUUAACGCCGUCCCGACGUACACAGCUCUGCCGGGGUCCGAGUCCAACGAGGAGAACCCCCCCGAGGAGGAGGAGAGCUCCUCAGAUCGGCUGCUUUCUGCAGGACCAGAGGCUCAGAGAGAGCCAGAGAGAAGAGACACGAAGAGGGGCGAGGCCCAGAGACCCUCAGAGACCCCCACCCUGGAGACGCUCUGUGAGUGAGGGAGGAAGAGGAGGAGGAAGAGGAGGAGGAGGUGAAAUCUGAGGGACUGCAUUAGGUGUGUUCACACAGCAGGUCUCUGUGAAGAGGACUGCCUGCUCUCACCCUGUUACUAAGGGCCUCAAAAGACAGAAAAUUAUCUCUAUUUUACCCAGAGACCCUCAGAGACCCCCACCCUGCAGACGCUCGGUGAGGGAGAGAGGAAGAGGAAGAGAAGGAAGAGGUGGUAGUACCAGAGAGACAGCAGCAGCUCAUGUUCAUACAGCUGCUCCCACCCUGUUACUAAGGGACAUACAGCUGCUCUCACCCUGUUACUGAGGGACAUACAGCUGCUCCCACCCUGUUACUAAGGGACAUACAGCUGCUCCCACCCUGUUACUAAGGGACAUACAGCUGCUCCCACCCUGUUACUAAGGGACAUACAGCUGCUCUCACCCUGUUACUAAGGGACAUACAGCUGCUCCCACCCUGUUACUAAGGGACAUACAGCUGCUCCCACCCUGUUACUAAGGGACAUACAGCUGCUCCCACCCUGUUACUAAGGGACAUACAGCUGCUCCCACCCUGUUACUAAGGGACAUACAGCUGCUCUCACCCUGUUAC